Messenger RNA from Myxocyprinus asiaticus (Chinese sucker), 8606 nucleotides. RefSeq names its product RUN and SH3 domain containing 1 (gene rusc1). The record is from RefSeq and is a predicted model, not a curated record. The coding region runs from base 259 to 5991 and encodes 1910 amino acids. Gene Ontology annotation, molecular function: protein binding. NCBI's taxonomy places the organism in Eukaryota, Metazoa, Chordata, Actinopteri, Cypriniformes, Catostomidae. The transcript has 12 exons. Gene Ontology annotation, cellular component: cytoplasmic vesicle.
UGUGGUCACAUGGACGGGAUGAGAGACAGAGAGAGGGGAGGGCUGAAUGACGGUCCGGAGCGCUAGACAGGAGGAAAGAGAAUAACGGCGUAGUUCGGCGGAGCCAUGUCUUAAAGCUGGAAUAGAGAUAUACAUCAAGAACGAGUCUUUCUAUCCUUCCGAAAAUGAGGUACUGACAGGAUCCAAGAUGUGACCUCAUAUGUUUAAAGACUCAUACAAAUAACAAAAACAUUAUCAGGACGUAAAAACUAUCCCACCAUGCAUCCCUCAUCUCGUCCAUUUGUGCCCCCACGUUCCCGCAGAUUUGACAAUAGGCACUCGGAAGCCAAGCCAAGCCAAGGGACCAAGAGGGAGGACAAAAACAUGAACACAGCAUUUUCAUCCCCUCGACGAGGCACCCGGGGACCACCUGAGUGUUCCAGGUUAAAGGGCCCCAGUCAAGGUGCUCGAGCCUCAGUAGUUCAGCCCAAACUUGUGCGGCCACAAAAGAAUAGUGCUCAAGCAAUCCCAGCAAUCUCAAAACCAAAAAGUGGAUGCACUGUUUCAAACCUAGCCCUAGAUGUGGAUCCAAACUGCAAUCAUCCCAGCCUACCAUGUCUGUGUUGUGAUGGUCAUUCACCUCAGGAUAGCAACAGCCUUUAUAAUCACAACCAUUUCAACAAUAACACUGUAACCAUCAGGCAACAAAUGAAGCUAGCACCACCACCUCCUCUCAAGGAUAAAUUGGCAGUUCUAAAACAAGACUUAAAAGAAGAUGAGGGCAAGCCAGAAGUUAAGCAACCUCAUGCCAUCCCAGUCGAGGAGAAAAAUGAAGAAAAUGGCAAUGUGGAUGAAAAAGAUGAAGCUGGCCUCAAGAAUGAUGACAACAGUGUAAAUGUAAAUGAAAAUGUCGAUGUAAAUGGUAACGGUAAUGGUGAUGGCGAUAUUGUUGAUGAUGAUGAAGACGAUGAAGAUGAUGAUACACUUGUCCCUUCUUGCGGCAAUUGCCCAGAAUCCAUGCUGGACUUCUCUCUUACAUCUUCCACCUCAUCUUCUUCCACAUCCAUUAGCAGCUGCUCAGAUCUGGAGUGUGACUGCCCAGAUACAUUCUCCCUGUCAUCACAGGACCAAGAGGCUCCUGAAUGCUAUCCAUCUUCACUUUCCCCAGACUUUCAGACCAAUAUCGUACCAUUGGAUCUCAACGCUUCUGCAAGACCACCAAUUUCCCCUUGCUCUUCUGAUGAAGGCUAUCCCUCUGCCCCAUCCUCCCCCUCCUGUGACUACACAGAGAGCAAGCCAUCAGAACAAGGAAAAUGUAUUAAAGUGGAUCUUCUCAACUUUAUAGACUCCAUGGAAGAGUUGGGCAAAGUGGAUCUGUUCUACCGCAUUGUUCAGAUUGCACAUUGGGAACUGGAUGGUGAGCUAAUUGUGAAAGAUAGGCUGGAUCACCAACAGAAGCUUCAGAGGGUCAACAAAGAGGUGAAAUUGGCCUAUCUUUUGAAACUGCAGGAGGAAGGAUUGGACUUUGAUGAUAUCACUGGAGUUUUGAAUGAUUUGGGCAAUAUUGACAUUCCAUGGAAGCUGUAUAAAAACAACAAAUCAUUUGAUUCCCAGGAAUUUUCUGAUGCAGGGGUGGAUCUGACAGCCCCUUCUGAUCUUGAUGAAACCCCUCUCCCUGAUUCUCUUGCUCCAUCGCCAUUGGAUCUUCCUCCCCCUCCACGGCCCCCAAAACCUCCAAAAAGACAUGCGAGUGCCCACCCAGAAUCAAUCACGUACAAAACCAUUAGUGGACAUACCAUCGCAGUGUCAUCCACCAACGACACUUCUCCUUUUUCAACAAGUGUCUCUGUUCCUCCAUUGCCUCAUUUGUCAUCCUCACUCCAGGCCUCGAAACCUCUUACCCUUCCUCCUCCUCUUUCUCAGCCCGUGCCCUACUUCACCCUAAAUACAGACUCGCCCACUUUCAUCUCCCCCACACCACCUAUUCCUCCUCCUAGAAGACGUCAUAAGGCCCGUCUAGAGGCUCAGAGGCUUGCUGAGCUUGAAAGAGAAAAGACCCCCCAGUCCCUUCCACCUCCAAUGUCCAAACCUCCACCAUUGCCACCUCCACCUGCGUUGUCCCCACCUCCAGCUAUUCCACCUCCACCAUCACUCCCACCCCCUCCAUCUUUUCAUGUAUUGGAUGUCGAAAUCCGAAAGUUGCUUGCAUUGGCAGGCCUUACCCAAGCUGAAUUGCUUAAACUCAGUCCUGAGUUGGGUGUCUGUGUGGACGUGGUCCUGGAGAAUGAUCAGCAGGCAAUAUCUGGUGUCUCUCAGAUGGGAGAAAUUAGAGUAAACAGGACACAAAAAGAUAAUAGGGAGGUUGUAGAUGAGAGGUUGGAUUCCAUAUUAAGAGAAGAAACUAUAUUUGGGAAAGACUGGUCUACCGGUGUGAAGGAAUUAGAUAUACUUAGUGAAAAGGACAAUUCUAAAGAUGAACAGAAAGACGCAAACAGGACAACGUCCUUCGUGGAAGCAAGGCAACGUAAGAGUGAUGAUGGAAACUGUAAUAAUAGCUGUAGCUGUGGUUUUGGAUCCAAUGUUACCUUAUUUCCCCACUCAUAUUACAGUGCCAAUCUUAGCAAUACAAACAUCCCGAAUGUAAGCUUUGGGAAUUUUGAUUAUACUUCAGUAAUGUCUGACACCCCACCACCUCCUCCUCCUCCAAGACCUUUGCCCCCUCGUCCACCAGUAGUUUCCAAUUCUUCCGAACUUCCCUGUCUCAAGCCAUGCACUCUACCUGCCAAUGCCUCUCGCCCAGAUAGAUUUGACUGGCUGAUAGCCUUUACCCCAGAUACAGAGUCUCCACCCCUUGAGAUGCGAAAAUCAUCCAAUGAUGGCAUGCUGCACAAAGCAACUUCAGGCUCAAAAGUCACAACCUUUAAAGAACUACGCAACAGAAGCAAACAGAGUUCCCCACCUGCUCCUGUUCAACCAGAACCAGAUCCAACUGUAAUCACACCAGACCCUGAUUUCCUGUACAACCUCAAAUGGAGGAAAGAAAAAAUUGAUGGGGAUGGCUGGGAAUAUACUUCCCAAGCACAAGCUUCUUUUCUCCAGCCGCCACCUACUCCAGCCUCGUUGUCCCUCUUUAGGGAAAUGUGCCGUCUGAAUAUACAAGAGAAUUGUCCAGCAGAGCUGGCCAGCAAUGCUUCCCAACAAAUUGGCUGUUUGGUCAGUGAAGGCAGCCUGAGGACUUUUUGUGGUGAAAGAGAUAAUGAGGGUCACACCAAAAAGACAGAAGAUGAAGAGAAAGUGGAGGUUAGAGGAAUGGCAGAUGGAGCAUGGACUUUGGAAUCCAGGACAACAGUGUCCUCACCUCCCUUGUCUCUUGCCUUGCCCCACUCCUCGACCUCUCCUUAUUACCUGCACUCUGGUCCACUGUCACAAGCCUCCCAAUUUUACCACACUGACACUAACAGGGAUCAUGCCGUGGCCCAAUAUGGGGCUUCCAUAUACAUUUCAAAACCACCAUGCAUAACUCCCACCUCUGACCCCAGUAGAGAGGACAAUACUGACUCCCUGUACUGUGCUGGCUCAGAAAACAAAAAGUUUUUGUUCUGUAAACAAGGAAAUGAUCGCAAUGGUAACAUGGAUUCUCUGUACCACCAAUGCAAUCAUGCUGAAAGCUUUCUAGAUUCUUUAUACCUCUAUGGCCCUGAUUCUGACAACAAGACAACAAACUUUUGUCCUGGGUUUAACAGUGAAUUAGAUUCAAUCAAAAAUGAAGACUCACUCUACUGUGAUGGCAAAUACACAAGAAAUACCUUGAAGCUUUUCACUGAACCUGAACCACCAACUGACGUUAACACAUUCACUGACGGCGACAUAACACCAUAUAAAAACAUUGAUAUGCAAAGCUACAUAACUAUGCGAAACCUCAAAAACCGGAACUAUACUAACAGUUACCAAAAUGCUAAUUAUCUGUUUGAUUUGAACUCUGACAACGAUUACACUGCACCACUUAUUGACUCGUUUUUUGACUACAAUAGCAACGAAAAGACAGCACAAAACAAACAAGAGGUUGAAACUUUCCCUGCUUACUACCUUUACCACCCCAAAAACUGCCCCCUUCACAAGGGUGCACCCCCACGCCUGUCCCCCAUAGGUGCAAUUUCCCCUCCUCAAAGGUCCGGGCCACCAAUUCCUGGUACAGAUGUUGCCCGUCUCUGUUCACCCCUCUUCCCUCGCAGUCACACUUUUCCUGCCCUUGCCGCCCCCCUCUAUUACCCCUAUCUGUACACACAUCCUGUUCAAGCCCCUCUGCAGGAGCCAUCGGUCCCCAUACUUCACUCUCAGCAGAGUCCACCACCGCUCACUUUGACUGUUCGCAGCAUCUUAUUUGCUGGCUCUGAGCAGAAGAACGUGGCCUGGAUGGGAGAUGAUGUGAGGCUCGCACUGAAAGCUGACGGGCUGUCUUCUGCAUGCCCGCACGAAAAGAGAACUCUUGUCAAUGCAGUCAGUGUGGCAGUAGAAUCUAUUUUGGCCCAGUUUAGUUCAUCCAGGACCGUAGUGCAGAAGUUUCACUCAGUAGAUCAGGCUCUCUCUGGAGACAGCAAUGUAAAUCCCUCUUUGGGUCGUAUGGUACUGCAGUGCCUUUGCCCAGCCCUGUGCAGCCUGCUCUCUGAUGGAAUUAAGCCCCACCAGAGUGACCUAAUUGCAGGCAGAAGGCCAAAUUCACCCUGGGGAUUGGUUCAGGCCUCCACCAAACCAGGCCCGAGCACACAGGCUUUGCACAGCCUCCAGACUAAAGUAGCAGGGCUUUCCCAACUUAAACAGAGCAGACACCGGUUCAACGCCUUCCUGUUUGGCCUUCUCAAUAUCAAACUCCUAGAUUUCUGGUUUUCUCAUCUGCAGUCCUGCAGUGAUGUGUUAGAGACAUAUUAUCGCCCUACUUCCUUCAUGCGUCUAUCACUCACUUCUUGUCAGCCUCUCUUUGAGGAGCUCCUCCUCCUCCUGCAGCCUCUCUCUCUUCUAACCUUCAACCUCGACCUGCUGUUUCAGCAUCACCACCUUGACCCCGCCUCCCCAACUCUUACCCCAGCUAGUCACAGCUCCGAGAUAUAUGGCCCGCCUAAUGAAGACUUAUCACCUAAGGUGCUUUUCCAAAGGAGUGGUCAUCAUCUUGGGAGUGUAUUAAAGCAAGACAAUGGUGGUUUGGAUUUACAAAGCACCAGUCCCAAUGCAGGUCUCACAAGCCUACCCAGUCAUGCUCUUGAUGUGUUUGAAGAGGCAGCCUAUCGCGAUCCAGUUUCGCUGUCGUCUGGUGUCACCAAGGAGAAAGCCAGUCUUCCUUUAUCGUGGCUGAAAGGGAGUGAGAUCUCAGCACCUCUUAGUGGUGGGAGUGGAGCAAGUCUUUCGCAGCAGGCAGGCCAAGCUCUUCAACAAGGCUGGGGGGCAGUGAUGCGUCUGGGGGAGCAUUUAGGGCAGAACUUUGGUUUGGCCAACUCUAGCUCCUCAGAGGAUUUUAAAGGUCCUAACUCACCAGAUGACUCCAAGACAAGCUUCUCACUGAAUCCAAAAAGUCCAGUUGAAAACAGACAGCAACCAAGAGAGGAGCUUUCCUUGUGGGAUAGUGGAGCAGCUGUUCCUUGGGGCCUGGGAAGGCUCUUUGGAGCUUCUAAGAGCCCCAACAACCCUCCAACAAGCAGGCGCCCUUCUCAGUGGCUCUCCCCUGGCAUAUCUGUCCUUACCCGCAUAGUGAAUAUUGGCCAGGGUUUUCCGUCUGAGGAGAAAGACCUCCAGAAAAGCAAAGAAGACGAAAAUGAAAAGAGUAAGGAAACCAGAGAUCAACCGAGGCCUUUAAGGGUGAUCAGAACUCUGUGUGACCACACCGGAAUUGGGACAGAACUGAGCUUCAGGAAAGGUGAGGAGCUUGUUCUACUGGGUGGUGUGGACCAUGACUGGAUUCGCUGUCGUCAAGGUGACAAGGAGGGCCUUGUUCCCAUUGGUUAUGCUUCACUUGUCAUGUGACUUUAAAUCCUAAAUGAUACCUGGAUGUUUGUGUGAAGGAAUAUCAGGGGAUAAUUACUAAAAUAUAAGGAAAAAGAGACCAUAUAUAGAUGUAGUAAUUAGUAGCUGUGUUAUGUGUUUAUCUGUUUAUUUCUGACCCUUGUGGCCUGGUUUGCGAUGUCUGAAAUAUUUUCUGUGAUAUACUGUAUAGGGCACAAAUUCACCAUACGUUACUGUACAAAUCAUAUAUAUAUAUAUAUAUAUAUAUAUAUAUAUAUAUAUAUAUAUAUAUAUACAUAUAUAUAUAUUUACCAUAGAUUUUAUGAAGAUAGAUAGACAGAUAAACAAAAAAUAAAAGUGAGUAAUGAAAUGGAAAAAUAUUUGUAUUUAUUAUUAGGUGUUCGGCCAUAACAAACUGCUUACCCAAAAGCUUGCUUAAAAAAAGCUCAGCACACAGUUAUCCAAAGAAAUGGGUAUAUUUGUAAAACAUUUCAGUAUAGUACACCAUUUUAAUACCUAUAAACAUAAACAAUAAACCAUUAUCCUUAUGCAUCUAUUCUGGUUCCACACAAAACUGUGUGUGUGAAACCCUUCGUAUUUUUCUUGACAUAUCAUCAGCCCAGCAUUAUGUUGUAAAGGUAAGCAGAACUUAUUGAGUACUGCAAUGAGUCUUUGUUAUUCUGGAGCUGUGUGACAGAAAGAUAGUAAAAGAUUUACUGAAGUUAAAUCUUUAAUUUAUUAAUGGUUUGGUUUUGUUGGUAUUAUUGAGCUCAUUUUAAUAAGGCUCUUUAGAGAUUAACUGACAAGUCAAUCUAUUAAGCAAUUGCUUAAUGAUUCAGAUUGCUUUAUUCCUCAACAUAUUAAUGCUUUUUUGUCCUAAUUUGUAGACCAACAAUAAAUAGAAGAAAAUGGUAGAUUAUUUCUCGAUGUUGCCUAAAGAUGCCCUAAUUUACACCCUUUUAUUAUCCCACUUACCAAAAUGCGUACCAAAUGUCUUUUUUGAAGAAUCACAUUGGAGUUGGAUUAUAAUUCUAUUAUUGUUGUACAACUAUGAAUGGUAAUAGUCAAACAUAUUAGUGUGGUAGUGUGUAGAUAAUUAUUUUAUUUCUAACAACAUGAUGGCUAAUGUGGUAUGAUCUACUGUAUAUCACCAUGAGCUUGAUAGUGAUGACUAUGCAUAAAUUGUACCGUACUAUUUAUGAGGCUUGUUGCUGGGGAAACCAUAUCUGAUUGACAGCAUUAAGGAUUUUCUUUUGAAUGGAUAUUCUGUGUUGUUUAAAUGCUUUGAAUCAGGGGUUUACAUACUGCAUGAACAUGUAUGAAUGUGUGUAGACAAUAGGCCUAUCAGUAAACCCAAAACACAACUUGGUAUCUUUCUUUAUUUGUGAGCAUGGGUACAUUCACUCAAAAUACAAACACUCCAUGCUUAAUAUAAGGGCCAUGACUGUAGUAGCUGUAGUGGGAAAGGUGAUCUAAAUUUGACCUUGCGUAUUCUUGUUUAUUAAGUGGCACCCUAUGUGUUUUUCACAAUUGAACGCUCAACUGUAGUAUUAUAAAUGUUACCUUUCAUCACUAAUCAAAUGAGCUGCUAAUUAAUUGUAUCUUCUUGAUAAACACUGACUAAAUUAAUCCAUUGAGGGAAAGAAAUGAUUAUACAUUGCAUUUAGUGUCCACCAUUGGACACUCACACUGACUGAUGGAACAGCUAUUAGAGAAGGCGUGUUGUUGUGUUAAUGUGCAAGUUUGCAUGGAAUAAAGCUACAAUCCAUCACACCACAUACUGAUGUACCUUCUGGACUGUUCCAACCAAUAGCAGAAAUGCAGUGUGCUACAAUAGCAGUUACCUCAUUGAAAAAAAAAAUACCCCCGUAGCAUUCACAGCAAUGUAUGUUUACUGUGUGAAAGCUGUAUGAACUUAAAUCUCAAGUUUACUUAAUAUAUGGGAUUUAUCUAGCAACAAGUAUGUCAAGGGACAUUUGGUUCAUUAUUAUUGGGUAGUUUAGGGGACAUAUUUAAUAACUUAAGAUCUGAGACUGAACUCGGUUAGCUUACGAUAAUUGGCUUGAUCUUCAAUGUCCCUAUUUAAAAUAAACAAAUAAGGAAAAUGCCCUACAUUUUAUCAUGGUAAAAAAAGAAAAAAAAUCAUAGUUCUAGGAUAGGCUGUCAUGGACUUCACAGGGCAAACUGCAAUGAUGCAUGAUUAGGAUUUUUCUGUUAAUUUAUUAAUAUUGUUUUAUUAUUUUGGUAGCUGAUAUUUUCAUUUACAAUGUGCAUUUACAGUUGUGAAAUGUACACGACAUUCAUUUGUUUUGGAGAAAGCGUUUCUGCAUCAUAAAGAAAGUGUCUUUAUUGUUUGUGGUUAAUUAUAUCAAUUUAUUCUAUCAAUUUAUUCUAUCAAUUUCUAUCUGUUCCUCUUGUCUGUCUCUCUAUCUAUCUGUUGGUGUGUGUGUGUGUGUGUGUGUGUGUGUGUGUGUUUGGUAAUAAGUUGCAUAGCUCUCUGUAGUAAUGUCCAUUGCUGGUAGCACAUUUAUAGCAUAACGUACUGUGUACCAACUCUUGAGUUCUGUAAUUCCCGUGAAUCAGCUCUAUGCAUGUUGCUGUGUAAAUAUACCCAAUAAAAUAAAAUAAAAAACAUA